This is a messenger RNA of Miscanthus lutarioriparius, 693 nucleotides long. NCBI's taxonomy places the organism in Eukaryota, Viridiplantae, Streptophyta, Magnoliopsida, Poales, Poaceae. The record is from the annotation of a GenBank genome assembly.
AUGGCUAUGGAGGAGGGAUCAGGAGCAGUAGAGAAAGGGCCGGCCGUGGGCACGGUGGCUGACGCCUCUGCCGCCGCCGCCGCCGCCGCAGCCGUCGGCCGCGGCGGCGACGGGAAGGAGGAGACCGAGGGGAGACGGCCGGCCCCGGCUGCCUACGCGGCCGUCGUGAUCGGGGGCACCUUCGACCGGCUGCACCAGGGCCACCAUCUCUUCUUGAAGGCAGCAGCGGAGCUGGCGAGGGAGAGGAUUGUGAUCGGCGUCUGCGACGGCCCGAUGCUCGCCAACAAACAGUAUGCCUACCUGAUACAACCAAUCGAGAAGCGGAUGCAAAAUGUCAAGGAUUAUAUUAAGUCCAUAAAGCCUGACCUUGAUGUUCAUGUGGAGCCGAUCGUGGACCCUUACGGACCCUCCAUCGUUGACCAAGGUCUUGAGGCCAUCGUUGUCAGCAAGGAGACACUGCCAGGAGGACACGCUGUCAACAGGAAGAGAGCAGAGAGAGGGCUCACUCAGUUACAGAUCGAGGUGGUAGAGCUGGUACCAGAGGAAUGGACUGGGAAUAAGAUAAGCUCCACAGCAUUCAGAAAGAUUGAAGCAGAGAGAGAAUUGCAGCAACAGAACAAGCAGCAAGAGACUAUAAUAGGCAGUCCAAUCGGGAUGCAAAACAUAGCAGCUACGUCAUAUGGAGCAGAAUGA